AACAGUAAGCCAAGUGUUACCGUUUCUAUACAAUAAUCGCUCAGCUGAUGUGUGAGCCGAAUGUCAAAAUCCAAUAGAAACAUUCGAUAAAAGCCGAGAAAGCGGAACGUCCAAUUCACAGUGCUCGGAGUUUGCGGUCGGUGAAUACGUAUCACUCGACUAGGUCGUGAAGAUUCUCCCUGUGCUAUUUUCACAUUUGAGGGACUGAAGUUCCAGACACUAAACAUCCAAUGCAUAGUUCACGCAUUGCUGCCCAGUGUCUGUUUCAUCGCCUUUCAUCACUUACAAAUCCAAGGGGAUUCAGUCCAGCUAAUAGCCUAGUCAUUUGUUGGAUCUCAUCCAAAAAAUCAGAGGAAUCGAGUGGGUAUUUUAGUAAAAAGUUCUCGUUCCGCCGAAAUUUGUUAAAAAUUUGUAGCUUCUUGAUUUCAUUCAGAAUCUUUCAAAACACCGGAAAGAAAACAUUGAAAAUGGCAAGUAAAGAAGAACUACGUGCACGCUUAACACCACUCCAAUAUCAAGUUACCCAAGAAGCAGCCACAGAACGUCCAUUCACGGGUUGUUAUAAUAAGCACUAUGAGAAAGGCACAUAUCGUUGUAUCGUCUGCCAUCAAACGCUGUUUAGUUCUGAUACGAAAUAUGAUUCCGGUUGCGGUUGGCCUGCUUUCAACGAUGUUCUAGAUAAGGGAAAAAUCACAUUACAUCGUGAUGCAAGUAUUCCAGGAGGAAAUAUUUUACUGCUAAUUAAACAUCCAGAACGCAUAAGAACUGAAGUGAGAUGUGCGAAAUGUGGAGCUCACAUGGGCCAUGUAUUCGAUGAUGGACCGAUGCCUACACGAAAGCGGUAUUGCAUCAAUUCAGCAGCAAUUGAUUUCGUAACAAAUGACGAAGCGGAGGCCAGUGAAAAAAGUAGUUAGCGCGAAUCAAUAGAACGUCGACUUUUUUCUAAAAGCACACCGGAAGAAUAUUAUAAAUUAUACCAUCUGUUUGGAUUUCAGCAAUAAUUGUAAAUAACUGAGGCUAAAUCUUGAAACUUGAAAAUAAAUUAUUUUUGUAACUACA
Messenger RNA from Hermetia illucens (black soldier fly), 1059 nucleotides. RefSeq names its product methionine-R-sulfoxide reductase B1 (gene SelR). The transcript has 5 exons. The record is from RefSeq and is a predicted model, not a curated record. Gene Ontology annotation, cellular component: cytoplasm. Gene Ontology annotation, biological process: response to oxidative stress; protein repair. Gene Ontology annotation, molecular function: peptide-methionine (R)-S-oxide reductase activity. Bases 231 to 914 code for a protein of 227 amino acids. Lineage: Eukaryota; Metazoa; Arthropoda; Insecta; Diptera; Stratiomyidae.